Calliphora vicina (urban bluebottle blowfly) is the source of this 649-nucleotide messenger RNA. RefSeq names its product mitochondrial transcription rescue factor 1. Gene Ontology annotation, biological process: regulation of mitochondrial transcription. NCBI's taxonomy places the organism in Eukaryota, Metazoa, Arthropoda, Insecta, Diptera, Calliphoridae. The coding region runs from base 16 to 627 and encodes 203 amino acids. The record is from RefSeq and is a predicted model, not a curated record. Gene Ontology annotation, molecular function: RNA binding. Gene Ontology annotation, cellular component: mitochondrion. The transcript has 3 exons.
AGUAAUUUUAGGAAAAUGUUAAGACUUAAUAUUUUAAAGCAAUUACCACGAAUUACUCUAGUUUCAUACGGUAAACAUGCAACAGUGACUUCAAUGCAAUGUUGCGACACAAAUAAACUAACUCAAAGUGCAACACAACUUCCUUUUAAUGCGACAACAAGAAAUGUUUUCAUUUCAUGCCGUUUGGAGAAAUACAAUCGCAAGUCGGGUGCGAAAGACGCAGAAUCAGAUAGUGAAGAUGAAGCAGGACCAGAAUUUAAAGAUGAAAGAGAUUCAAAGGUGGUGAAAACCAAAGUAAAUUCAUUAAGAGCCGAUUUAUUGUUGAAAGCCGGUCUGGGUAUAGCAAGGAACAAAAUAGAAAAUAUCUUUUAUGAAAGUAGAAUUCGCAUUAAUGGCAAAAAGUUGGCCAAGAAAAGUGUGCAGCUCAACGAAGGUGAUGAAAUUGAUGUUAUUCGUGGCUUUAGCCAACAAAAUCCUUCCCAUUUGGUGGUUUCACGUGUGGUUAUUUUAUCGUCCUCUGAGCGGGAAGAGGGUUAUAGUGUAAAUCUGAGACGUUAUAAAAGUUUAUUAGUUGAAAAUUAUGCUGGCGUUAAUGCCUUUAAAUCAUCUGCAGUUUCUGAUCAUUAAAUCUUAUAUAUAAAUACGCCAA